CAGUUAGAUGUGAAGCUUUUGGUUCUCCUUGAUCCUCUUAUCCAUCUCUCAACCGGAAUUCACCAUCACCACUAACCCGUCUCUUCUCUGCUUUACCCGAUGUACCACUGAGCUCACUCGUCUCCCCCUGACUCGACUGGUCCGACUCACCCAAUCAUGGCACUGUUCGGGCCACAGCAUCUGGAGCGAUUUAUCCUCACCAAGCAGCUCGGCUACUGCUGCACCGCCACCAGCUCCGGCGGCGGCAGUUUCUCCAUACCCACAUCCAACGUAUCGACCGUCUUCGGUGGUCGCCACCAUCAAUCCACCAAAACCCUUCAUUGUCCCGCGAUCGCCAUCGACGCCCCUAAUUCUUCUUCUCUCGCCGAUGUUGCCGGCGUCAGGUGGGGUUUCACUUCCCUUCAGGGCGCCCGUGAGGAGAUGGAGGACGAUAUCGUCAUUCGCUCUGAGGACGGAUUCUCAUUCGCCGCUGUUUUCGACGGCCACGCCGGCUUCAAUUCCGUCAAGUUCCUCAGGGAUGAAUUGUUCAAGGAGUGUGUUGUGGCUUUACAAGGUGGGUCGCUAUUGGGCGGGAAAGACUUCGGCGCCAUUAGAGCGGCUCUUGAAGGGGCCUUCCAGAAUGCCGAUUCAAGACUGCUAAGUUGGCUCGAAACGAAUUACGGCGAGGAUGAGUCUGGUUCCACUGCAACUGUGGUGUUCAUUGCAAGUGACAUGCUCAUCAUUUCGCACAUUGGGGAUUCGACUGUGGUGUUGUCUCGUUCUGGUAAAGCAGAAGUGUUGACUGACCCUCAUCGUCCCUAUGGAAACAACAAAACCUCCCUUCAAGAAAUCAGAAGAAUCAGGGAAGCAGGUGGAUGGAUAAACAAUGGGAGGAUUUGUGGGGACAUAGCUAUAUCGCGUGCAUUUGGUGAUAUGCGGUUCAAGACAAAGAAAAAAGAGUAUAGCCCAUGAGUCACUUCCUUUUGUGAUAAUGGUUUUAGUUCUUCAUUUUACAUUUGGUUGGAGAACCGGCAUCUGAUGGUAGUAUAUACGGUGCAUAUGACUAGAAUGCUGCAGAAAGGAGUCCAGGAGGGGAGGUGGACAGAGAAGUUUACUUCUCGAAUACAAUUCAAUGGAGACUUGGUAGUUGCAUCUCCAGAUACAUAUCAAGUGAGCUUGGGGUCAGAUGCAGAGUUUGUAGUAUUAGCAUCUGAUGGCUUGUGGGACUACAUGAACAGGUGGGUGGUUUAGCUAUACAUAGUUUGACUUUCUGCUCUAUAAUGCAACUGUGGGAGAAGCUCAGUAAAGCUACAUUUCUUCCUGUUGUGUAUUUUAGCUCAGAUGCAGUUCAAUUUGUUAGAGAUCAACUUAAGCAGCACGGAAAUGUACAGCUAGCUUGCGAAGAACUUGCUAGCGCAGCUCUUGAUCGGCGUUCACAAGACAACAUCAGCAUCAUCAUUGCGGAUUUAGGGAAGACAGAUUGGCAAAGUAUACCACCACUCCAGCAGCAGAACUUUGUGUUUGAACUAGGCCAAGCUUUCGCUACGCUUGGUAUCGUCUCUCUUGGAAUAUGGAUGUCAUCAUCUCUGUUCUCCUUAUAGAUUAGACAAACUCAUCGAAAAAAUGUGUAUAUAGAAAAGAUCGACUCCAAUCGACAUAGACUACUUGUACAUGUUUCGGUAAUACUCAAAUAAAUCGCAGCUUCCUGGGGCAUGAAAUGUUUCAUACUUGCAGCCAUAUCUCUGUUGAGUUGAAUUGGGAGUGUGAUGAUGGGAUGACAGUGUUUUGACAUAUGGUGGGAUUCAUUUGCUGGUUCAUUUUCA
Molecule: messenger RNA, 1802 nt
Organism: Linum tenue
Lineage: Eukaryota; Viridiplantae; Streptophyta; Magnoliopsida; Malpighiales; Linaceae
Source: the annotation of a GenBank genome assembly